Bufo bufo (common toad) is the source of this 1018-nucleotide messenger RNA. It is a transcript of the gene GRAP2, whose product is annotated as GRB2 related adaptor protein 2. Lineage: Eukaryota; Metazoa; Chordata; Amphibia; Anura; Bufonidae. Bases 147 to 806 code for a protein of 219 amino acids. The transcript is spliced from 6 exons. Gene Ontology annotation, molecular function: protein binding. The record is from RefSeq and is a predicted model, not a curated record.
AACGACUUCUGAUUGGGGCAUCAUGGGGAAUGUUACACAGAGGAACCUUAGUGGAACUCGAAGUUACACUUUUAUAAGACAGAACUGACUUUAGAGCAUCGGUCUCGGAUUUAAUGCAGAAGAUAUAAGGUAAAGCAGCGAGGAGGAUGGAGGCCCGUGCUCUAUACGAGUUCAAUGCAUCUGGGGAAGAUGAACUUAGUUUCAAAAAAGGAGACAUAUUGAAGAUCCUUGCAUCAGACGAUAACUGGUUUAAGGCAGAACUUAGGGGCAAUGAGGGAUAUGUUCCAAAAAACUAUGUGGAAAUGCAAACGCCAAGUUGGUUUUGCGAAAAAUCUACUCGUGUUGAAGCUGAGAACGUCCUCAUAAGCAAGCAGGUGGGAUAUUUCAUUAUCCGUGCAAGUCAAACAUCUAGAGGGGAAUUCUCCAUCUCAGUCAGACAUGAGGAAGAUGUGCAGCAUUUCAAAGUCAUAAGAGACAAGUCAGGAAAUUACAGCUUAUGGACAGAAAAAUUCAAGUCACUCAACAAACUUGUUGAGUAUUACAAAAACGUGUCCAUCUCUCGACAGAAUCAUGUCUUACUUCAGGACGAAGACUCUCCCCAACCACAGGCGGUAUCACAACCAAGAAGAAUUCGGCUUGUAAAAGCUCUGUAUGACUUCAAAGCCCUAGAACCGGAUGAACUUAGUUUCCAAGCCAAUGACAUCAUUGAAGUGAUGGAAGUCUCUAACGAUUCCUGGUGGCUUGGAAAGCUGGGACACAAAACAGGUCUCUUUCCAUCUAACUACGUAGCAAACAUUGACCGAUGACAGCAGGAGGCAAAGAGGGACUGAAAUAUUCACCCAGCAGAAAUUCCAGGAUUCUACCAGUCUGUUUCUCACUGGUUUACCAACUUUAGAGAAUAAUACCCACUUACAGCUUAUAGUGACAUGUAGUAUUUAUUGGGGGUGGGGGUCCUGAGUUUUCUAUAUCUUCUCUUUUCACAUGUUACUAUUUCUCUGCUGUAAUUAAAAAAAUGUUU